Penicillium diatomitis is the source of this 894-nucleotide messenger RNA. RefSeq lists its product as uncharacterized. NCBI's taxonomy places the organism in Eukaryota, Fungi, Ascomycota, Eurotiomycetes, Eurotiales, Aspergillaceae. Bases 1 to 894 code for a protein of 297 amino acids. The transcript is spliced from 4 exons. The record is from RefSeq and is a predicted model, not a curated record.
AUGGAACCCUUGCACUCGAAUCUUGCUGGAAGCCGCUUUUCUCUCGGGGCUCGAUAUACAGCCGCUGUCACCAACCUGCUGGAGUCCCUUGUGUCCAGUCCAGAGCUCACGCUUGCUGGAUGGUCGCUUGAUACACCCGAAUGCGAUGACAACAUUCGGAAUGUUUAUAACGAGCUUUGGCAGGAUGUCUCUCUAGGCGAUACAGAAGAACAUCGUCAUUCUAGUAUGAAAGAUGCGGAAAUGAUGAGUCAAAACGCAAACCUUGCCCUUCUUUACCACCAAGAGCGAUUCGAGAACUCAUCCAUAACGGUCAAGGAGGACCAAAAGGAUAAGAAAGACACGCAGGACUACAAGAGACUUGCUACUAUCUGUGACUGGACGCAUCCAAGAUACGACAACCCGCUUUCUGGCCGGUUUCGCCCGACCUUCGAAUCCCCAUUCUUCAAUGUCCGGGUCGUAUACGAGUGGCGAAACAAACAAAUUGUUUACGCCCAUGUUAUGCUCAUUAUGCGCACCGGAGCAAUUGUCUUUGAAGGCGAGUUGCUGUUUUGCGAGCUAGCAUGCGUUCUCGGCAUUUUCUUCCACGGACUUGGCAACGGCCGUGUGAUCCAGGCAAGAUACGACACGUCCGGCGUUUUGAGGGUCAGGACUUCGCCGAUCUACUCCUUUCAGGAUACAGAUAAUCUGCUCUGGCGUCUCUUCCUGAGGUACUAUGCGUGCAGCCCCUACUAUGGCGAAGACGCCGAAUUUUUCGAGGACAAAGACGAGUCCGGGUAUGUCCCUAGUGACACUGGGUCCCGCCUGAGCUCCAGUGUGCCUGCCAGGGAACCAAAACACGUUCCCAAAAAGACUUCCAGGCUCUUCGAAGACAAAGAGAAUAAAAGAGAACCUUGA